UCUCAUGUCAGUACGGUACGGAAGUUCAGCUCAAGUGGAGCAAAUUAUUUAAGUUCCGUCCAGUUUGUGAACAAACUGUUGUCCGCCCUGUUGUGCCGCACGACUAUUUCGUUCAUUAUUUGGGUAUAGUUCAAAUGUAGUGUUUAAUUGCGAAGCUAGAUACAGUGAUCGAUUGUUGUGAUUGUUAAACAAAAUCAGCGGGUUUCCACCCACAGUGAUUGAAUACGUUGCGAAUCGUCAUUAGCACUUCGAUAUGAGCUGAUCGUAGUUUCCUAAGUCAUACGUAAAGGAUAUAGAACUGCUGGAAACACUUUUGAUCGGAGCCUAACCACAGAGAACAGACGUCCAAAUAGUGAUUUAAAUGUAUGUAAGAAAUUUAACGGUUAAUUGGUAAAGCGAUCAUCAAGUCAAAAUUCGCCUACUGAGGCGCUUCGAGCAGCCCAGCAAUCGCUUAUGUGUUCCAGUUUGCAUCCAAAUUAACAGACGAACCGAGCAAUCAUCAGCAUAGCAAACUGAAACAUGCUGUUUCCAAGGAACACGUGCUAGAUCCUCCCAGUCGUAUUACAAUCGGACCUGCUACUAGUUCGAAGCAGCCGGUGACGAACCUAAUAUCACGAUGACACCCGCACCGGAAACGAAAACUGGCGGACUCAAGCGGGAGAUGGGCUUGAUGUCCGCCAUCAACGUUAUAAUCAGUGUUAUGAUCGGUUCAGGAAUAUUCGUAUCACCAACAGCAGCUCUCCGGUAUUCUGGUAGUGUUGGAUUCUGUUUGGUCAUCUGGGCAGUGUGCGGAGUGAUUUCGUUACUGGGUGCAUUAUGUUUCGCUGAACUUGGAACGGUCGUGCCGCGAUCAGGCGCUGAGUACGCGUACCUGAUAGAAGCCUUCAGGAAAUCCAACAAAUUCUGGGGCCCACUGCCUUCGUUUAUCUGCUCGUGGGUCUACGUAAUGGUAUUACGACCGGCCGAAGUAGCCGUAAUUAUUCUCACGUUUGCCGAAUACUCUAUCCUUCCCUUCAGCAACGUUCUGGGGUUGAAUAACCUACCAGCUGGGGAUCUGCAUAAUCUAAUAAAAUUGAUAGCAAUACUAGGAUUAGGAAUUAUCACCUAUAUAAAUCUUAGCAGCGUGAAGUUGUACGUUACCAUCAACAACAUUUUCGGCUUCUGUAAAGUGUUAGCUUGUUUGGUUGUUAUUUUUGGUGGCAUCUACCAACUGGCAAUCGGCAGAACAGAAAAUUUGACCCGUGGAUUCGAAGGAAGCAACUUUAGCGCAGGCCCAAUAGCUCUGGCAUUUUACAAUGGACUGUGGGCCUACGAUGGUUGGUCGAGCGUUACCAUCAUAACUGAAGAAAUCAAAAAACCUGAAAAAAACAUUCCUCGCUCCAUUGUCAUCGCAGUUCCGGUCAUCACUGCUCUGUACGUCUUUAUGAAUAUGGCUUACAUGACUGUUUUAUCGCCAGAAGAGAUGAUACAAUCGGAAGCUGUCGGUCUUGACUUCGGCGAGCGAGUUUUGGGUUCCUUUGCCUUCCUGAUUCCGUUGGGUGUAGCGCUUGCUACAUUUGGAUGUGCUCUCAGCAUUCAAUUCGGAGUGACGAGGCUGUGCUACGUCGCAGGCCAGGAAGGUCAAAUGCUGGAAUCACUAUCGUACAUCCAUAUGCGGCGCAUGACCCCAACUCCUGCGGUAGCAAUGCAGGGCUUACUAGCACUAAUGUUCAUCUUGGUCGGAAACAUCGAAGAGCUUAUUGAGCUGGCCUCGUUUUUCAUCUGGUUUUUCUAUGGGUCAGCCGUAGUGGCUCUGUUUAGUCUACGUAGAACUCAGCCACACAUUCACCGACCGUACAAAGUGCCAUUGAUCGUCCCGAUCAUCACCCUGGCGGUGUCCAUCUUUCUCUCUGUAGUCCCAAUCGUGUCCGAUCCAUCGUUAAAGUAUUUCUUCGCCAUUGGAUUUAUCCUGAUCGGAGUGGCCGUUUACACUCCGUUUGUCUACUAUAAGCUGCGACCAAAGUGGAUGGAUAAAGCCACCUAUCUAGUCCAGGUGUUGUUUGAAGCCGUGCCUACCUCAGAGAAGUCUGAUUAGAGCAGUCUGUUGUGUAAAUUUGCAAAGUAAAUAUUUUUUUAUUAAAGUAAUGAAUCUACUGUAACAGUUUUGAUUUCGUGUUUGCCGAUUAUCCAGACUAAAACGUGACGGAUUUAUAGGCUAAAAUGAUAACAAAAUGAUGUCACACUCGUCACAAUUCUGUCGUCACACGGAUUCUCGCGCUUUCAUAACAAUCAUUAUCUUUUGAUCAGUGAAAGUAGAUAUGGAAGCUGCGUAAGCUAGCGUUUAACUGAACUGUUUAGUGUGCGUGUGUGUAUGUGUUUGUGGUGAAAUCGUCCACGUGGAAGAGCUCGGUAUGUGGGAGUC
Messenger RNA from Malaya genurostris, 2401 nucleotides. RefSeq names its product b(0,+)-type amino acid transporter 1-like. Gene Ontology annotation, cellular component: membrane. Bases 617 to 2074 code for a protein of 485 amino acids. Gene Ontology annotation, biological process: amino acid transmembrane transport. The record is from RefSeq and is a predicted model, not a curated record. NCBI's taxonomy places the organism in Eukaryota, Metazoa, Arthropoda, Insecta, Diptera, Culicidae. The transcript has 6 exons. Gene Ontology annotation, molecular function: L-amino acid transmembrane transporter activity.